Xiphophorus maculatus (southern platyfish) is the source of this 1275-nucleotide messenger RNA. Its product is annotated as mucin-5AC-like. The record is from RefSeq and is a predicted model, not a curated record. The annotation marks the transcript as partial. The transcript has 3 exons. Lineage: Eukaryota; Metazoa; Chordata; Actinopteri; Cyprinodontiformes; Poeciliidae.
ACAACUGGAGCACCAACAACAACGACAGCAGCACCAACCACAACUACAGCAGCAUCAACAACCACCACUGCAGCCCCAACCACAACAACUGGAGCACCAACAACAACUACAGCAGCUCCAACCACAACCACAACAACAGGAGCACCAACAACAACCACGACAGUUCCAACCACAACGACAGCAGCCCCAACCACAACAACUGGAGCACCAACAACAACCACAGCAGCACCAACCACAACAACUGGAGCACCAACAACAACCACAGCAGCACCAACCACAACUACAGCAGCUGCAACCACAACCACAGCACCUACAACCACAACGACAGCAGCUCCUAACACAACUCUGACUACAAUCACAGGAUUGCCAAUUAAAACCACAGCUACUUUAUCUACAACCACAGCAGCAGCAACCACAACAACAGGAGCACCAACUACAACGACAGCAGCUCCGACGACAACUACAGCUGCACCAACAACCACCACAGCAUCUCCAACCACAACUACAGCAGCUCCAACCACAACCACAGCAGCUCCAACCACAACCACAGCAGCACCAACCACAACUACAGCAGCAUCAACAACAACUACAGCAGCUCCAACCACAACCACAACAACAGGAGCACCAACAACAACCAUGACAGUUCCAACCACAACGACAGCAGCCCCAACCACAACAACUGGAGCACCAACAACAACGACAGCAGCACCAACCACAACUACAGCAGCAUCAACAACCACCACUGCAGCCCCAACCACAACAACUGGAGCACCAACAACAACUACAGCAGCUCCAACCACAACCACAACAACAGGAGCACCAACAACAACCACGACAGUUCCAACCACAACGACAGCAGCCCCAACCACAACAACUGGAGCACCAACAACAACCACAGCAGCACCAACCACAACAACUGGAGCACCAACAACAACCACAGCAGCACCAACCACAACUACAGCAGCUGCAACCACAACCACAGCACCUACAACCACAACGACAGCAGCUCCUAACACAACUCUGACUACAAUCACAGGAUUGCCAAUUAAAACCACAGCUACUUUAUCUACAACCACAGCAGCAGCAACCACAACCACAGAAGUUGAAACUACUACCACAGCAGCUCCUACCACUCCAGGUCCCACCACAACAUCUGCAGCUCCAUCAACCACCAUAGCAGCCCCAACCACAACAACUGGAGUACCAACUACAACCACAGAAGCUCCGAAAACAACCACAGCAGCUCCGUCCACCAGAGCCAACUACAACAAUUGA